This is a messenger RNA of Hirsutella rhossiliensis, 1770 nucleotides long. RefSeq lists its product as uncharacterized. Lineage: Eukaryota; Fungi; Ascomycota; Sordariomycetes; Hypocreales; Ophiocordycipitaceae. The coding region runs from base 1 to 1770 and encodes 589 amino acids. The record is from RefSeq and is a predicted model, not a curated record. The transcript is spliced from 2 exons.
AUGAAGGUCGCUGUCCCCGUCGCCCUGGCCUUUGUGGCCUUGGCCCAGGCCGCCGACAUGGCACCGCAGCAACCCGAGAGCGCCAAUGCCCCGCAAGAGACCGAAGGCGGAUACGGCGGGCGACCCGGCCCUGAGUAUCCAGGCCCCGAGCACCACGAGCCGGAGCCGGAGCCGUACGGCCCCCACGGCCCCGGCGGUCCUCACGGCCCUCACGGUCCCCACGGCCCUCACGGUCCCCACGGCCCCGGCGGUCCUCACGGCCCUCACGGUCCUCAUGGCCCCGGCGGUCCUCACGGCCCUCACGGCCCCCACGGCCCUCACGGCCCUCACGGCCCCCACGGCCCUCACGGCCCCCACGGCCCCCACGGCCCCAGUGACAUCGGCUACGGGGACCACGAGCACCACGAGCACCACGAGCACCACGAGCAUCGCGAGCCCGAGUGGCACCACGAGCACCGCGAGCCCGAGUGGCGCGGCCAUGAGCACCGCAGGCCCGAGUGGCGCGACCACGAACACCGCAGGCCCGACUGGCGCCAUGAGCACCGCGAGCACGAGUGGCGUGAGCACGAGCACCGUAGGCCCGACUGGCGCCGCGAGCACGAGAACCGCGAGCACGAGCACCGUGAGCACGAGCACCGCGAGCACGAGCACCGUGAGCACGAGCACCGCGAGCACGAACACCGCGAGCACGAGCACCGCGAGCACGAGCACCGCGAGCUCGAGUGGCGCGGCCAUGAUCACCGCAGGCCCGACUGGCACCACCGCGGCGGCCCCAUCCCGGAGAGCGUCAAGGAGUUCGGCAAGCACCUCGCCCGCUUCGGCGGCUGCUUCCUCCAGCGCUUCUGGAACGACGCCCAGCACAUCAACUGCGGCAAGUGUGCCCCCGGCGCCGGCAACAGGCGCGAGAGCAACCUCAUCUCGUGCGUCUGCAGCAACCAGGAGCAGGUUGCCCACCAGAUCCGCCGCAACUUCGACGUCUGCGUCGAGCCCAACGCCCCCUUUAGCAGGAUUAUCCAGGAAGUCGGCGCUGCGGCCUCGGCCUCAGCGCCCUGUGCGGCGCCUACGCGGGCGACAACCACCACCACCACACCCACCGCCCCGGCCGUCCCGGUCCCCACCGCCCCGGCCCCGGCCCCAUCAACCCCGGAGGCCCUAUCCGCCCCAUUCCGGAGCCCGUCCACCCCGGUCGCCCCGGAGGCCACCACGGCCACCCCGGAGGCCGCCCCGGUCAUGGAGGCCCUGGCCACGAUGGUCAUGGUCACGAUGGUCACGGUCACGAUGGUCACGGUCACGAUGGUCACGGUAAUGAUGGUCACGGGCACGAUGGUCACGGGCACGAUGGUCACGGGCACGAUGGUCACGGGCACGAUGGUCACGGCCACGACGGUCACGGAAAUGGUGGCCACGGACACAGCGGCCCUGGUCAUGACGGUCCCGGCCGCGACGGCCACGGCCACGAUGGUCAUGGUCACGACGGUCACGGUAAUGAUGGUCACGGUCAUGAUGGUCACGGUCAUGAUGGUCACGGUCACGAUGGUCACGGUCACGAUGGUCCCGGCAACGAUGGUCCCGGCAACGAUGGUCCCGGCUAUGGAGGUCCCGGCCCCAAUGGUCCCGGCUAUGGAGGUCCCGGCCCCAAGGACCCCGAGCCCGGCCCCACCCCCGGCUAUUAGAUGGCGCGGCCGAAAACUCGUUGACACUUUCGCCCGACAUGUGAAAUGGCAAAUGACAGGCAUGACGACUUCAAUGAGGAACGUGUUGGUGCUUUAG